Messenger RNA from Cyphomyrmex costatus, 2142 nucleotides. RefSeq names its product odorant receptor 22c-like. The record is from RefSeq and is a predicted model, not a curated record. Lineage: Eukaryota; Metazoa; Arthropoda; Insecta; Hymenoptera; Formicidae. Gene Ontology annotation, molecular function: odorant binding; olfactory receptor activity. The transcript is spliced from 11 exons. Gene Ontology annotation, biological process: detection of chemical stimulus involved in sensory perception of smell; sensory perception of smell. Gene Ontology annotation, cellular component: plasma membrane. The coding region runs from base 1 to 2142 and encodes 713 amino acids.
AUGAAUAUCUGUAUAGACUCGGGGAAUAUCGUGUGUCACCCUGUCAAGUUCGGACUUCGCAUAAUCGGCGUAUGGCCGGGCACGUCAUAUGCAAUCUUACGCAGAAUGUUGUGUAUAUCUUCAAUGGCGGUGUUUCAGAUUUUUCAAUAUUGGCACGUGAUCUUGCAUUUCGACCAGAAGGAUCUCUUACUCCUCAUGGACGUAUUAAGCGCAACUAUGGCUUACAGCCUUCUGUUAAUCAAAUUGAUUAUUUUUGCAUUCAAUGCUCGUCUGCUGAACGAAAUCAUAGCACACGUAGUAGCUGACUGGAAGGAACGUGAUGUUUACGACGAAUACACGAUGACUAGGAUGGCGUACAUCUCUCGUCGGUUCUCCAACUUCAUAAUUGCUUUGUACGCGCUUUCGGUGUUCCUUUAUGCAACUGGUACUUUGUUGAGAUUUAAAAGUAAUAAUCAGACUGACACUCGAGAGCUUCUCCUUAAAAUGGAAUUACCUUUUGAGAUCAGGAGCACAUCGGUGCAUGUAGCUGUUUUUAUUACACAAUAUGUUCAUCAGACAAGCGCAGCCAGUAUCGUGGGCGUGAUGAAUUCCUUGCUAAUAACAUUAGUUCUUCAUGUGUGCGGACAGAUUGACAUUAUGCGACAAAAAUUGUGUGAAGUCACGCAAAAGGAUAUCAAGCGAGGUGUAAAUGGAAGGAUUAUAAAAAUGUUGAUUAUUCGGCAUCAAAAGAUUAUCUUUUUUUCCAAGAACAUCGAAGCCCUUUUCUCAAAUAUCGCGCUAUUACAAUUCGUAUCAAAUACUAUGGUUAUUUGUUGUCUAGGAUUUCUUAUUGUGAUCUCUAUUGGUGUCCCGGAUGGAAUGCCUAUGCUAAUAAAGUCCGUGUUCUUUUACAUUGUUAUGAGCAUGGAAGCGUUCAUAUUUUGUUUCCUCGGAGAGCAUCUCAGUACAAAAAGCCAAAAGAUCGGCGAUGCAGCGUAUGAAUUGCUUUGGUAUGAACUGAAUCCGAAUCAAAAUCGAGAUAUUUUAAUCUUGAUCAUAAGAUCACAGAAACACUUGACGCUCACGAUCGGAAAGGUCAUGGAUCUUUCCCUUAAGCACAUAGCCCAAGUCUUUCAGUACCGAUACGUAAUAAUGAAUAUUCAUAUGGAUGAUUUCUCCCAGUACAUGGACGGAGUGAGCAGCGCAAUGGCAUCUACUCUACUUUACAUUAAACUCGUUAUUCUUUGGACCCAUCAACGAAUAUUUUUUGAUGUAUUGCAAAUGAUGUCUACGGACUGGCAAGACUAUCAUUCAAACCGCUAUAGCUUACGCAUAAUGACAGACACGGCGAACGUUGCACAUCGCACUUCGAGAUGGAUUGUUGGCACGCAAGUGGUCGCUGUAUUUUUAUACAGUGCCGGUGUAUUCGCCGCUAACGUAAACGAUCCUGAAAGAUUAGAACCAUACGCGCGAGAACUUAUUCUAAAGAUGGAGCUGCCAUUCAAUAUUAGCACAAAUUUUAUUUACAUGACAGUUCAAACUGUUCAAAUUUAUCAUCUGCUUUUAGUCGCCUGCGGUAUAACGAUUAUUAAUUCACUUCUUGUUACUCUGAUACUUCACACCUGUGGUCAAAUUGACAUUCUUCGAGAAUGGUUGGCAAAAGUUUUUUCCAAAGAUUCAGCGGAUUCAAUGAACAAAAUUACUCUGCGAUCAUUGAUCACAAAGCACCAGCGUAUUAUAAAAUUUGCAGAAAAUAUUGAAACUCUUUACACGUACAUCGCAUUGAUGAUGCUCUUAUCAGACACAAUGAUUAUAUGUUGUUUAGGAUUUAUUAUCGUCACGUCGCUCGACACACCCAAUGCCGCAGCGAUUUUGGUGAAAUCUGUAUUAUUCUACGUCUCUAUGAACCUUGAGGCAUUCAUAUACUGCUUCUGUGGCGAAUAUCUGAGUGCUAAGAGCAAAAUGAUUGGAAGUGCGAUGUACGAUUCUCUCUGGUAUGAUUUUUCAACGAAAGAAAGUCGAACUGUACUGUUCCUUAUUCUGAGAUCACAAAAAAGAUUGACGAUCACGAGUGGAAAAAUUGUCGACCUUUCCUUGGAGCGAUUUACCAGUGUAGUAAAAGCAUCGUUGUCAUAUAUAUCGGUGCUAUUGGCAAUGUACUGA